AAAGGUCUCACUGGCUCUCACCUCAUUAAGGCCUUUUUAUUUUUUCAAGCACGACUCUCAUUCUGUAAUUUCUAUGCUUUCCGGCUCAGUUGCUGCCUUCACACACAAUCACAGUGAGCUUUUCAUGUCACUUGUGCCUCUGUCACCUUGUCUUUCAAUCCCUCCCUCCCAGACAGGGGAGGGGGGAGACAAAGGGAGAGGGAGUGAGCAGCUACUGCCGUCAAGGUGAAGGAGAUGGAGUCAAUGAGUGGACGAGAUAUAAACUGACAGGCUGGGAACAGAUUCACAUACGACACCAGGAGGAGUUGCAAAGAAAGAAAACACAAUAUAUUGAAAGCUGUUUACUUUUUGGAUUUGCGGCCUCAAGGGGAGAUAAUAUUUGCGAGAGCCUCCGUCCUCAUUCCUGUGAAUAUGGUGGACCUGUUUGUUGACCGGGUGCUGUUGAAGAACAACAAGGAGCAGGAUGAGCUGGACACAGAGAGAGAGAUCGUCAUGCGCCUGCAGAACCGCAUCCUGAUGCUCUUCUUUGCAUCUGCAGCAUGUGAGAGAUGCCAGCAGUUUACUCCCACGCUCAGCAACUUCUUCAAACGGUUGACGGAUGAAUUCUAUGUCGACCGAGCUGCUCAGCUUGUUCUCGUGUACAUAAGUUUGGACCAGACGGAGGAAGCGCAAGAAAGCUUCCUGAAAGAGCUGCCCAAGAGGUGCCUGUUCCUGGCCUACGAGGACCCCUACAGGAGAGAGCUGCAGGCCAUGUUUAAUGUGGAGGAGCUGCCCGCUGUGGUGGUGCUGCGCCCCGACUGCUCCAUCCUCAUCCCCAACGCAGCGGAGGAGAUUCUCUGCCUCGGACCAGAUUGCUACCGCAACUGGCAGGAGGCGGCGGAGAUCAUCGACAGGAACUUCCUGAUCAACGAGGACUUUGAAGUGAAGUCCAUGUGCAGCUGGAGUGACCCCAUGAGGAGACUGAAGUACAGGGUGGAGGAUGAGAAGAAGAAAAGCAAGAAAAAGCACCUUGACAGAGGGUGGGGUGGAGGUGGAGAAGAGGAUGUGAAUGGUAAGGAUGGAGGAGGUUCACCAUGGUGAUGGAGACCAAGAACAAAAAGACAAGAUUGGGGGUUUUGUUAAGUAUUAAUUAAAGGUUUUUUACUGACGCUGCCAACACAGUUUUGUUGAAUCCAACAAAACCCUUUUCACAGCUCAAUGUGAGAAAAAUACUGACAUUACUCAUCUUAACCAAGAGGUAGAAACAUCAAACCAAGGUCACUGACUGUUUCAGAGCUUAUUAAAUAAGAUGAGAAAUUGAUUAGUCGAUUGACAGAGAAAUAAACCACCAGCUCUUUUAAUAAUCAAAUAAGUGUGAGACACUUUUUAUGCAGAAAACGUGGUGAUCAGCCUCAUACUGUAGGUUUGCUCUUUUUCAUUCAAAAUCCUUAAUAUCUUUGGGUUUUGGUCUGACAACCCAUUUAAAGACAUCACCUAUGAGAAACUGAAAUCGACAUUUUACAGUAAUUUUGGACAUUUUAUUGAUGAUUAAUUGAUUAACUUUUU
This is a messenger RNA of Gymnodraco acuticeps, 1545 nucleotides long. Its product is annotated as nucleoredoxin-like protein 1. The coding region runs from base 412 to 1080 and encodes 222 amino acids. NCBI's taxonomy places the organism in Eukaryota, Metazoa, Chordata, Actinopteri, Perciformes, Bathydraconidae. The transcript is spliced from 4 exons. Gene Ontology annotation, biological process: photoreceptor cell maintenance. Gene Ontology annotation, cellular component: mitochondrion. The record is from RefSeq and is a predicted model, not a curated record.